GCGGCGGAGGAUCAAGCAAUGGUGGCAGUGGAGGCGGUUCGUCCUCAGGGGGAAGAACAGGGUGAGUGCUGCAUGCAUGCAUCCCACACACGGUUACAGACCGCUAACCAUAUUUCUGUCCAGAUCGUCCAGUAACACCGGUGGCGCGAGUCGUGGUGGCUCCGGCACAAAGCCGGCGUACGGUGGUGGAGCUUACUACGGAGGCGGCUCGACAACUCCUUAUGCGGCCGGACGACGUUCACCUCUAGGAUUAGCACCGUUUCUAUUGCCCGCGACAGCGCUGGCUUUCUUCCCGGGCCUUUGGCUAUAUGGCGCAUACGCCUAUCCCUACAGUCACCCGUAUCACUAUACGAACCACACCGACAACAAAAAUGAGUCGCUCCCCGUGGUUUGCCUGUGCGCGGAGCACGCCGAGUGCGGAUGUGAUGAUAACGACAAAGACAGCUAUUACAAGUCGCUCUUCAAUGGAACAGAGCCGAAGAACGGGAGCAACGUCCGGGUGGUGGAGGUCAAUGGCACCGAGAAAAUAUUCAUCAACGGGACCCUGCCGAAUGGAACAACGUCAGAUGAGUCCGAUUCCGCUUCGUCGUCGUCGUCGUCCACUUCGUCAUCAUCCGCGCCGGGUCCUGCGGUAGCCAUGCUACAUGCCAGCGGAUACUGGGUCAUGGUUGCUUUGGUGUUUAGUAGCGUUUAUAUGUUGUGAUGAUGAUACGAUGAUGAUGAUGAUGAUGAUAGCUCGGCUUGUUCGUGGGCGCAGAUAUACCGCGUCUGUGUUUCUUCCCGACAUAAUAUGGUUCGUUUUCUUUGCUUGAGGGUGGGCUCCUGUUUCAUGAGAUCGUUUAAUACCCUAUACAGCGUUUUUUU
Messenger RNA from Aspergillus candidus, 864 nucleotides. RefSeq lists its product as uncharacterized. The transcript has a single exon. NCBI's taxonomy places the organism in Eukaryota, Fungi, Ascomycota, Eurotiomycetes, Eurotiales, Aspergillaceae. Bases 77 to 703 code for a protein of 208 amino acids. The record is from RefSeq and is a predicted model, not a curated record.